UUUUCUUAUAAAAUAAAUUGACAAAUAAAUAUUUUAAUAUAAUUAAAAUAUUGCCUACCAAUAAAAGAUACAAAUAAGUGUGAAUUAAAUAAGAUAAAUGUAGGUGUUCAGCUUAAAAACCGUAAUAAAACAAGUGGUGUUUAAACUUUUUGGAUAUGCGACACACAAAGUGGCUUUAAUAAGAAAAAAUCUGAUAAGGAAAAAAAGAGUUCUCUUGAUGCUUUAAAUAUAAUCAUUUAACACAUCGAAAAUCAAAAAUCCUACGAAUUGGCAGAGCAUCCUUUGUGCACCCAGACCCUUAAACACCAAAUUGCAGCGAAGAUUUAUAAGAUUGAAAUCUUUAAAUAAUAUUUAACAUAAAAGAACUUACAAAGACAUAUGAUCUCAAAAUUAAUUUCAAUGGAAAACAGAAAAACAAAAGCCGUCAAAAUGAAAUCAAAAUACCAAAACACCCCAACCUAUUUAAAAACAUACUUCCGAUUAUCGUUUUCUACGUAAGCUUGUGGUUGCAAAACUACACUUCGUAUCUUAGGAAUAAAUUUAGACUAAUUAAUAUAAAGCUCAUAAAGAUAAUAAAUAAUAAUGAGCAUUAUAACAAAAAUUCAAAAACACAUUCUGUGAUCUUUUAUUGCGUCACAAAAAAUGUGUUUAUGUUGAAAUGUUACAAAAGCAGAUUUAAUCAAAUACUACUCAAAUUAUAUCAUCAUUCAAAGAGCAAAGGAUUUUUUUCUAUCAAAAAUAAAGUAAUUUCAUUACGAAACUAUUUUAAAAGAAUUAGAAUAAAUGUACGGUUACAUUUCUUUAUAAAUGUAAUUAUAGUAUUGAUGAGUAUUUGGAGAUAUAAUCAAAAUCGAUCUACAACAGUUGAUAGUAGUUUAAGAACGAAAAGUACAAAACGAGCAACAACAUCAAAAUCUAAAUGUAUACUUUUCCGAAUCAUUGUCUUGUUGAUUUCUACGACACUUUUAACUCCUGUCUCCAGCACGGCAACACCAUUUCAUACGAAUUCUAAGUAUGGAACCAAUACGAUUAAAACUAAAUAUGGACUAUUAAGAGGAAUUGUUGUUAGGUCUUCGCCGCUGGUUGAAGCAUUUUUAGGAAUACCAUACGCAUCGCCACCUAUCGGAAGUUUGAGGUUUAUGCCUCCAAUAACCCCUUCUCCAUGGAAAAACAUACGAAAUGCUGACAGGUUUUCCCCAGUAUGUCCCCAAAUAGUUCCCAUGCCACCAAAUGGCCCAGAAGCCCUUCUUGAAGUUCCAAGAGCUCGCCUGGUGCAGUUUCGCCGACUUUUACCACUGCUUGGUAAUCAAUCUGAGGAUUGCUUAUACUUAAACAUUUAUGCCCCAAUUAAAUCCACUCAGCCAAACAAUAGUUAUCAAACUCAUUCCAAGCUGCAGCAUACUGCCGAUACUGCUAACUUAUCAACAAUCUUGUAUAUUCAUGGUGAAUCAUAUGAAUGGAACUCAGGGAAUCCAUAUGAUGGCUCAGAACUUGCUGCUCGUGGAAAUGUUAUAGUCGUUACCAUAAAUUUUCGUCUUGGAAUAUUAGGUUUCUUAAAAACUGGUGGAAAAGAAAGUGCUCAGGGUAAUUUUGGUCUUAUGGACUUGGUUGCUGGUCUUCAUUGGCUGAAAGAGAAUCUACCAGCUUUUGGUGGAGAUUCGAAUAAAAUAGCAGUGAUGGGACAUGGAACUGGUGCUGCCUUAGCAAAUAUUUUAUUAGUUUCACCAGUUUCAAGUGAUCUUAUAAAAAGAGCAAUUCUUGUGAGUGGAUCAGCACUUUCACCAUGGGCAAUACAAAAAUUUCCACUCUUGGUCAAAAGACGAGUGGCAGAACAAACAGGAUGUCAUGGUGAUCUUCUCAUUGAUGAUCUUGCACCUUGCUUACGGACUAAGAAACUAUCGGAAUUGCUUGCUGUUAAAAUCGAUUAUCCAAGAUUUCUCGCUGGUUUUGCCCCAUUCGUAGACGGAACAGUAAUAUCUCUCAACAGAGAUGUAUUCAAAACUUUGAAACUACCAACAGAAUCUGCAAUUUUAAGUGCGUCAGGAAUUGAGUUUGCUAAUUUUCCAAAGCAGGAUCUAAUAUUUGCUUUAACCUCUGUGGAAUCUUAUUUGGAUUUGAGUGCCCAAGACUUGGAAUUUGGAUUAAAUGAAACACGAAAGGAUCGCAUUCUCAGGACUUAUGUUAGAAAUGUAUUUCGUUAUCACUUGAAUGAAAUAUUUGCUGUAUUAAAGAAUGAAUACACCGACUGGGAAAAGGCCAUACGAAAUCCACUGAGUUCUAGGGAUGCGACGUUAUCAUUUCUGAGUGAUGGGCACACUGCAUCACAUCUGAUUAAAAUCGGUUAUAUGCACAAUCUCUGCGGUGGAAAGAGCUAUUUUUUACAUUUUAAGCAUAAAACGGAAGAAGAUGAAUAUCCAAUGAGAUCAGGUUCAGUUAGAGGAGAAGAUGUCCCUUUUUGGUUUGGUCUUCCAGUUUCACCACUCUUCCCACAAAAUUAUUCCUCUCAAGAGAGAAAUUUAAGUUUAAUUAUGGUAAAACAUUUAUCAAAUUUUGUUAAAACGGGUGAUCCAAACAACUCUAGUGAUUCGAAUAUGAAUAAUGAGGAAUUAACAUCAGAAGAAAGUGAAGACUUAAAUCAUUCUUUUAGAAAACGUUCAAAUCUUGAAAAACAUUUAGAAAUAAACAAUACUGCGCUGGUGAAAACUUUUCACCGUGAAGAAAAGUCUUCAACAGUUUCUUCGAAUCUGAAUUCCAUUGAAUACGAGCAUAAAAUAUUAAGAAGGAAACGUUCAAACUUACAGUUCGGACAUGUGAAAUUCAAAAGAAAUAUGGGCAAAGAAGCACUUUUCAGAAAUGCAAAGUUAAAUCGAAAACACACAAAUUCUGUUACUGACAUGCUCAAUGAUGAAAUGGACAAGAGAUCACAUGGUUCAGAUAGUUUGCCUUUUUGGGAGACGUAUGACUCAGUUAAUCAAUUAUAUCUGGAACUAGGAAACGAUGCCGGAAUUCAUAGUCAUUACAGAGGUCAUAAACUUUCAAUGUGGCUUAAUCUUAUACCUCAACUUCAUAAGCAUACUAGAAUAAAUGAAAUGCCUUUAAAGCAUCAUCAGUUUACGGAGGAUAACGCACAGUUAUUUGAUGGAGUUGUACGGCCUUAUUUACAAAAUAUGCCUUUGGAUGAUGAGGGCCAGUUUUCUAUCAAAACCCUAAGAAGUAUGAGGAACUCAGCCAAGCCACCAGUUCAAUCAGACGCAAGCAGUUUCCAACAAGAGGAAUUUAUCACUGAUUGUGGUAUUAAUACAACUCAGUUUGACAAUGUCGUAUUUCAUACAACAUUCGUCAACAGCUCUAAUUCAUCAGAGAACUUACCAAACGUUCUAGGAAAUCUUGAAGUACUUCGACGACUAACCGGCAAACAACUUCAAAGUUAUACAGCUGCAUUUAUGGCAACCGUUGCAGUCGGAUGUUUUCUACUUGUUCUGAACGUAAUAAUAUUCGCAGGAAUAUACCAUCAACGUGAAAAAAGAGCCAAAGAUAAUAAAAAGAAGGAACAACUUGAAGAACACGAGAUUUUUCUAAACAUUCCUGCAAAAAGUGCACUCAGUAUCGAUUGCCCACAAACAGAAACGGAAAAAUUGUCUCCACCUGGAAGUAAUUUUUUCGAUCAAAACACUAGCCAAUCAUCUGAAAAGGACCAUUAUGUAGACACAGAAAAUAAAAUGUUUAGCGAAAUGGGUUGGGUUUGUAGUACAACAACUCUAGAUCUCUUGAAUAUAAAAUCAUCUAGAGACAAUUUAAGUGGAAGCACAUGUUCGGUACCACAUGACAAUACACCAUUCAAACAUGACAGUCAUGAUGGUUUAAUACAAAAAACCCAUCCUAGUCCUAAAAACGAGAUGUCAUAUCAAGAAAUCAACGAUCCUAGUGGCUCAUCAAAAAGUGAUGGAAAAGUCUUCGACAAUAAUAAUCCAAAGCUAUUGUCUAAUCCCACUUCCAAGCCUAAUCAGCAAAAUCAGGGUGGUAUUCUAAGAAUUGCUGGAGGAACUUCAACAAAUUCUGGAAACAAAAAACGCGUAUUCAUCCAAGAAAUUUCUGUGUAGUACUUAUGUAUGUAUAUUUUUUUUUCUUCUUCUCUUGUAUGAAUUUCUAUAUAAUCAAAGGCAAACAUAAACGCCCACCUAGUAUCUUCGCUGUAUUGCUCAAUUGACUGCAUACUAUUAAGAUUUUUUUAAUGUGAAAGUGUUAUCAGCUGUUAAAUAAAUAUUAUAAAAAACAAUUUAA
Messenger RNA from Episyrphus balteatus (marmalade hoverfly), 4281 nucleotides. RefSeq lists its product as uncharacterized. Gene Ontology annotation, cellular component: synapse; cell surface; postsynaptic membrane. Lineage: Eukaryota; Metazoa; Arthropoda; Insecta; Diptera; Syrphidae. Bases 651 to 4100 code for a protein of 1149 amino acids. The record is from RefSeq and is a predicted model, not a curated record. Gene Ontology annotation, biological process: synaptic vesicle endocytosis; postsynaptic membrane assembly; neuron cell-cell adhesion. Gene Ontology annotation, molecular function: signaling receptor activity; neurexin family protein binding. The transcript is spliced from 13 exons.